Molecule: messenger RNA, 1668 nt
Organism: Dacryopinax primogenitus
Lineage: Eukaryota; Fungi; Basidiomycota; Dacrymycetes; Dacrymycetales; Dacrymycetaceae
Product: cytochrome P450
Exons: 9
Coding region: 203-1636 (477 amino acids)
Molecular function (GO): monooxygenase activity; oxidoreductase activity, acting on paired donors, with incorporation or reduction of molecular oxygen; iron ion binding
Source: RefSeq, a predicted model, not a curated record
GUCUUCCUUCCUGUCUUUCUCCGUCUCUCUUGGACACGGAAAAAGCACCAUGGCUUUCCGCCCAGCUGACUUUGUCCUGGUCUUUGCUGCACUUCUAACCAUCUUCUUGCUGAACUGUUACCGGAGGUUCACUGCGGCGAUCAAUGCAUUCGCGCCAUUACCCGUAUACAAGAGCAUGUUUACCCCGUUUUGGAUGCCUGCAAUGGUUCUUCCGACGGCGCCAUCAUGGAAUCCUUCGGACACCCACUUCUACUGGCUAGAAAGAGGCGCUUUGUACAAGAAUAAUCCUCAUAGAACGUUUGCCUUUGUGGGAUUCUUCAAUAAGGGAAAGACGAUCGCAUCCAUCGAUCCAGAAGUCUUGAAUCAAGUUGCCUUUUCCAAGGGCGCCUGGGAUAGAGUUCCUAUUGUUGCUCUGGCCCAAAAUUUUCCACGCGAAUGCUACAAUGUUGGAUCAGGUCGGAUGGACACAGGUUACAUGAGGCAUAAGCGUAUCAUAGCUCCAGUGUUCACUGAGGAUCUAUAUCACCGAGUAUGGAAAGAAACAAUUCUCGUGUACGAUGCGAUACGUGAAGCCGGCAAUUGGGAGAAACAAAACACCAUAGUCCUGCCGGAUCUUAUCAACGAGGUCACUUCUUUUAUCACCCUCGCUGUGAUUGCUAAAGUUGGCUUCGAUGUCGACGUGCAUACGAAGGAAGCUGAAGAUGCAGACGAAACGAUGUCAUUGCACCGUGCGUUUGACGUCCUUUCCCGCAACUUCAUCAUGAAAGGAGUGCUCCCUCAAUGGUUGUUCUCCCUUCCAAUUAAGAGUCUCCAGAACAUCCAGAAGGCAAGCGAUAUAAUCACUACGACGAUGCGAAACAAGUUUUCCGCACGUCGUGCAGCAUCUAAACGGCAGGUGAACAGAGCAGAAGAAAAGGACAUCUUUGGCCGCUUACUCGCUGCAUCCGAUGCGGAAACGCCAUCGCAGGCCCUCACUGACGAUGAGAUACUCUCAAAUACUUUCCUUAUGCUCCUUGCGGGGCACGAGACGGGCAGCAAAGGUCUCAGUAUCACCCUCGGACUGUUGGCUUGUCAUCCCGAGGAGCAGGAUAGCUUAUACAAAUUGGUGCAGGAGGUCAUUCCCCACGAUCGUGUCCCGGCCUUUGAAGACUUUGACGCGCUGGUCCCAUUGCGGAACGCACUCAUGGAGGCAUUGCGAUUGUACCCGGUGGCCUCUCUGCUUUUCCGCCAAGCAACAGAAGAUACAACACUGAAUAUACCCGGUUUACCGCACCCGCUGGCAAUAGAAAAAGGUACCAUCUUCACUGGCGACUAUAUUUCGGCUGGCUGGGAUGAUUCCCUCUGGCCCUCUCCGUAUUCGUAUCUUCCCUCCCGGUGGACCAAUGGCCCUUUGUCCGCGGACACGAUGCAAUUUGGGCUUGGGAUCCACACCUGUCUCGGUCGGCGAUUCGCGCUUUACGAGUCCGUAUGCUUCCUUGCCAUGUUCCUCAAGGAAUGGCAGGUCUUUCCUGGAGAGAUGAGACCAGGGGAAACGCUUCAAGGAUGGCGGAAACGAGUAUUGGAAGAUAACGUGCAGCUCGCUGUGACCUUGGGUCCUUCUUCUGUACCGGUUAGGCUGGAAAGACGACGCCCGUAAUACAUUGUGCUAAGUGCACAACCGGAAUUUCC